GAAAAAUAAAACAGGACGGAUUAAAGGUGCCGAGCGUCCAUCCUCUUCAGCCACGCCUGGACCCCAUGAAGGUGCGGAGGGACGCUGCUGCAACACCACAGACAGACAGACAGACAGACAGACAGACAGCACACUGUGUUUUUAACCUCUGCAACCUCUUGUUCAGCUUGAAAAAAGCCACUUAGUGAAGGGCACGGACAAAAAAUACGGAUCGAGCUCACCUACUGUGCCUGCAGCUGAAAAACAGCUACAAUGACGGACGCAGACAAGUUCCUGUACGGGGACCGCAGUGGGGCGAACAACCCCCUGGUCCAGGCUGAUUGGGCCACCAAGAAGCUGGUGUGGAUCCCAUCCGAGAAGCUGGGCUUUGAGUCUGGCUCCGUCAAAGAGGAGCAUGGAGACGAGUGUACGGUGGAGCUGUCCGACACUGGCAAGAAGGUGAAGGUAAACAAGGAUGACAUUCAGAAGAUGAAUCCACCCAAGUUCAGCAAGGUAGAGGACAUGGCGGAGCUCACCUGCCUGAAUGAGGCCUCUGUGCUGCACAACAUCAAGGAGAGAUACUACUCUGGACUCAUCUAUACGUACUCUGGUCUCUUCUGCGUGGUGGUCAACCCAUACAAGUACUUUCCCAUCUACAGUGAGGAGAUAGUGAACAUGUACAAGGGCAAGAAGAGACACGAGAUGCCUCCUCAUAUCUAUGCCAUCACAGACACAGCCUACAGGAGCAUGAUGCAGGACCGUGAGGACCAGGCCAUCCUUUGCACUGGUGAAUCUGGAGCAGGAAAAACGGAAAACACCAAGAAAGUCAUUCAGUAUCUCGCCCAUAUCGCCUCAUCUUUCAAAUCCAAGAAAGAUCAGGGCAGUGCAGUGUUAUCACAUGGGGAACUGGAGAAACAGCUGCUGCAAGCUAACCCCAUUCUGGAGGCCUUCGGCAACGCAAAGACUGUCAAGAACGAUAACUCUUCAAGAUUUGGAAAAUUCAUCAGGAUCAACUUUGACGUCAAUGGAUACAUCGUUGGAGCUAACAUUGAAACUUAUCUGCUGGAGAAGUCUCGGGCCAUCCGACAAGCCAAAGAUGAGAGGGGCUUCCACGUCUUUUACUACUUGCUUUCAGGAGCAGGAGACAAGAUACGCUCUGAGUUGUGUCUGGAAGAUUUCAGCAAGUACCGUUUCCUGUCCAAUGGAAACGUGACAAUUCCCGGCCAGCAGGACAAGGACAUGUUCACUGAGACCAUGGAUGCCUUUCAGAUCAUGAGCAUCCCGGAUGAAGAAAGAAUUGGUCUGUUGAAGGUGGUGGCAGCAGUGCUGCAGUUGGGGAACAUGUCUUUCAAGAAGGAGCGUCACUCUGACCAGGCUUCCAUGCCGGACAACACUGCUGCCCAGAAAGUGUGUCACCUGUUGGGCAUCAAUGUGACCGACUUCACACGAGCCAUCCUGUCUCCCAGAAUCAAGGUUGGCAGAGACUACGUGCAGAAAGCCCAGACCCAGGAGCAGGCGGAGUUUGCGAUCGAGGCACUGGCCAAAGCCUCUUAUGAGAGGAUGUUCCGCUGGCUGGUGAUGCGGAUCAAUAAAGCUUUGGACAAGACAAAGAGGCAGGGAGCCUCCUUCAUUGGCAUCCUUGAUAUUGCUGGAUUUGAGAUCUUUGAGCUGAACUCAUUUGAACAAAUGUGCAUCAACUACACCAACGAAAAGCUGCAGCAGCUCUUCAACCACACCAUGUUCAUCCUGGAGCAGGAGGAGUACCAGAGGGAGGGCAUCGAGUGGAGCUUCAUCGACUUCGGCCUUGACUUGCAGCCGUGCAUUGACCUCAUUGAAAAGCAUGCUGGUCCUCCAGGCAUCCUGGCUCUGCUGGAUGAAGAGUGCUGGUUCCCAAAAGCCACAGACAAAAGCUUUGUGGAGAAGGUGGUUCAGGAGCAGGGAUCAAACCCCAAGUUUCAGAAACCAAAGAAACUGAAGGACGACGUUGAUUUCUGCAUUAUCCACUAUGCUGGAAAGGUUGACUACAAAGCGGAUGAAUGGCUGAUGAAAAACAUGGAUCCUCUGAAUGAGUGUGUGGCCACCUUGCUCAACCAGUCUGGGGACAAAUUCAUCGGUGACCUGUGGAGAGACAUGGACCGUAUUGUCGGCCUGGAUAAGGGGGCAAUGUCAGACUCAAUGCAUGGCGCGUUCAAAACCCGCAAGGGCAUGUUCCGCACUGUAGGUCAGCUAUACAAAGAACAACUGGGUAACCUCAUGACCACACUAAGAAACACCAACCCAAACUUUGUUCGCUGCAUCAUCCCAAACCACGAGAAGAAGGCUGGUAAACUAGAGCCUCACCUUGUACUGGACCAGCUGAGGUGUAAUGGAGUCCUAGAGGGGAUUCGCAUCUGUAGACAGGGUUUCCCCAACCGUAUUGUCUUCCAGGAGUUCAGACAAAGGUAUGAAAUCCUGACUCCAAAUGCCAUCCCAAAGGGCUUUAUGGAUGGAAAGCAAGCCUGUGUGCUCAUGAUCAAAGCUCUGGAGCUGGACCAAAACCUGUACCGCAUCGGUCAGAGUAAAGUGUUCUUUAGAGCCGGCGUCCUGGCUCACCUGGAGGAGGAGCGAGACAUUAAGAUCACUGACGUCAUCAUCAGCUUCCAGGCCUGGUGCAGAGGAUACGUGGCCCGCAAAGCCUUUGCCAAGAGACAGCAGCAGCUGACCGCCAUGAAGGUGAUCCAAAGGAACUGUGCUGCGUACCUCAAACUCAAGAACUGGCAGUGGUGGAGACUUUUCACAAAGGUGAAGCCUCUGCUGCAGGUGACUCGGCAGGAGGAGGAGAUGCUGGCCAAAGACGAGGAGCUGGUAAAGGUGAUGGAGAAACAGUCUCGGGCUGAGGAGCAGAUUCAAGAGCUUGAGACCAAACAGCAACAGCUGAAUGCAGAGAAGUUGGCUCUUCAAGAACAGCUUCAGGCUGAGACUGAGCUGUGUGCAGAGGCCGAGGAGAUGAGAUCCCGUCUAGCCACCAGGAAACAGGAGCUGGAGGAGAUCCUCCAUGAUCUGGAGUCUCGUCUGGAGGAAGAGGACGAGAGAGCCACUCAGAUGCAUGCAGAGAGGAAAAAGAUGCAGCAGAACAUCACGGAUCUGGAGCAGCAGCUGGACGAGGAGGAAGGAGCUCGACAGAAACUUCAGAUGGAAAAGGUAACCACGGAUGCCAAGCUGAAGAAGCUGGAGGAGGACGUGAUGGUGCUGGACGACCAUAACAGCAAACUUAACAAGGAGAAAAAGCAGCUGGAGGAGAGGAUCUCAGAGUUCACCACCAAUCUGACUGAGGAGGAGGAGAAGUCCAAAAGUCUGCAGAAACUUAAGAAUAAACAUGAAGCAAUGAUCACAGAUUUGGAGGACCGUCUGAGAAAAGAGGAGAAACAGCGUCAGGAGUUGGAGAAGAACCGCCGUAAACUUGAGGGAGACUCGACUGAUCUUAAUGACCAGAUCGCAGACCUGCAGGCCCAGAUUGCUGAACUCCGAGCUCAGCUGGCCAAAAAAGAGGAAGAACUCCACGCUGCACUGGCCAGAAUUGAGGAAGAGGCUGCAGCCAAGAAUUCGGCCCAAAAGAGGAUAAGGGAGCUUGAGGCUCAGAUCUGCGAGCUGCAGGAGGAUCUUGAGAUGGAGAGGCAGGUGCGCACAAAGGCUGAGAGACAGCGCCGGGACCUGGGAGAGGAGCUGGAGGCACUGAAGACUGAGCUGGAGGACACUUUGGACUCAACUGCAGCUCAGCAGGAGCUCAGGUCCAAGCGAGAGACAGAGGUUACCCACCUGAAGUCGACUCUGGAGGAAGAGGCCAAGAUCCACGAGCAGCAGAUGGCCGACAUGAGACAAAAACAUAAUCAGGCCUUUGAGGAGCUGAAUGAACAGCUGGAACAGGCUAAAAGGAGCAAGGCAUCAAUGGAGAAAGCCAAGCAGGCCUUGGAGAGUGAGUGGAAUGAGCAGCAGAUCGAGUUGAAGACUCUCACUCAAGGAAAAGUAGACUCUGAGCAACGUCGUAAGAAGGCUGAAAGCCAGGUUCAAGAACUUCAGGUGAAAUUAGGAGAGAGUGAACGGCAGACGCAGGAGGCCACUGACAAGCUGGCCAAGUUGCAGGCUGAGCUGGAGAAUAGUAACUGUCUUCUGAGUGAAGCAGAAGGGAAAAACAUCAAAUCCAGCCAAGACCUUUCCUCUACAGCAUCUCAGCUGCAGGACACACAGGAGUUGCUCGAUGAGGAGAAUCGUCAGAAGUUGACCCUCUCCAGCCGCCUGAGGCAGAUGGAGGACGAGCAGAACAGCCUGCGAGAGAUGCUGGAGGACGAGGAGGAAAGCAAGAGGAAUGUGGAGAAGCAGGUUGCCACUCUGCAGGCCCAGCUGACGGAUAUGAAAAAGAAGCUGGACCAGGAGGCUUUAUCUCUGGAGGGUUCAGAGGAGGGCCGCAAGAAAGUCCAGCGUGAGCUGGACAGCAUCACGCUGCAGCUGGAGGAGAAGACAUCUGCUUACGACAAGCUGGACAAGACGAAAACCCGCUUACAGCAGGAGCUGGAUGACCUGAUAGUGGACCAAGACCAUUUGAGGCAGGCUGUCUCCAACCUGGAGAGGAAGCAGAAGAAGUUUGACCAGAUGCUGGCCGAGGAGAAAACUAUCUCCUCUCAGUAUGCAGAAGAGCGCGACAAGGCCGAGGCUGAGGCCAGGGAGAAGGAGACUCGUGCACUGACACUGGCCCGCGAGCUGGAAACCAUGACUGACAUCAAAGAUGAGUUGGAUCGAACCAAUAAGGUGCUGAAAGCUGAGAUGGAAGACCUGGUCUCCUCCAAGGAUGAUGUUGGCAAGAGUGUUCAUGAGCUUGAGAGGUCAAAGCGUGCGAUGGAUCAGCAGCUGGAGGAGAUGAGAGUUCAGCUGGAGGAGCUGGAGGAUGAGCUGCAGGCCACAGAGGACGCCAAACUUCGUCUGGAGGUCAACAUGCAGGCCAUGAAGGCCCAGUUUGACCGAGACCUGCAGGCCAGAGAUGAACAGGGAGAGGAGAGGAGGAAACAGCUGGUUAAACAGGUGCGUGAGAUGGAGUUGGAGCUGGAGGAUGAACGCAGGCAGCGUUCUCAGGCCCUAUCAGCCAGGAAAAAACUGGAGCUGGACCUGGGAGAGCUUGAACAGCAGAUCGAUGCUGCCAACAAGGGCCGCGAUGAGGCCCUCAAACAGCUGAAAAAACUCCAGGCCCUGAUGAAAGAGCAGAUGAGAGAGCUGGACGAUCUGCGUCUGUCUAGAGAUGAAGCCGUCAACGGACAUAAGGAGACUGAGCGGAAGCUUAAGGCCAUGGAGGCAGACGCCUUGCACUUCCAGGAGGAUCUGGCCACUGCAGAGAGACUCAAGAGACAAAUCCAGGUGGAGAGAGACGAGAUCCAGGAAGAGAUGAACAGCAGCAACAUCAAGAUUUCUCAGAUGACAGAUGAGAAGAGGAGGCUGGAGGCUCGCAUCAACCAGCUGGAAGAGGAGCUGGAGGAAGAGCAAGUCAACAAUGAGAUGACCAAUGAUCGUCUGAAGAGAACAACUCUGCAGACCGAGCAAUUGACCACAGAGCUGGCUUCAGAGCGCAGCAACUCUCAGCGGGUGGAGGGGGCUCGUUCCCAGCUGGAUCGCCAGAACAAGGAACUGAAACUGAAGCUGCAGGAGCUGGAGGGAACCAUCAAGUCCAAGUAUAAAUCCUCCAUAACUGCAUUGGAGGCCAAGAUUGGCCAACUGGAAGAACAGCUCGACAUUGAGUCAAAGGAGCGCCAACAGGCCUCCAGGCUCGCCAGGCGAACAGAGAAGAAGUUGAAAGAGGUGCUGCUGCAGGUUGAAGAUGAGAGACGCAACACAGAGCAAUACAAAGACCAGGUGGAGAAGACAAACAGCCGAAUGCGUCAGCUGAAGCGUCAGCUGGAGGAGGCUGAGGAGGAAGUGACACGAGCCAACGCCUACCGCAGGAAGCUGCAGAGGGAGCUGGAUGAUGCUGCGGAGUCAGCAGACUCCAUGAACCGGGAAGUCAGCUCUCUGAAGAGCAAGCUCAGACGUGGAGAUUUACCUUCAUUUACCAACAUUCGACGCACCAUGAAUCGCACGGGUCUGGACAGCGAUGAGGAAGUGGAUGUGCAGCCUGAAGCACCUGAGCCUGCAGCUGAGUGAACAGAGGAGAGCCAGGCAGCAGAUGUUUCAACGACCUCUGUCGCCAUGCAGAUAUAGAUAAUCAUUAGCCAAGCAAGCCAUCAAAUAAGACUUUUUCUCUAAGAGGAUUUAGCCUUAUAUUCCCUUCGACAAUUAUUUCAUAGCCUUACUGUUUUUCUUUCAAAUUAAUACAUUUAUAUUUGGUCAAAUGAGCAUUUCAUCUCAGUCAAUUUGAGGGGAGUUUUUCUAAAAAUGUUUUACACAAACUUUUUUUGCUCUAUUUUUCUACUUAAUGGGUAUAUAAUAUAAAGUAUUGCUCUUGUAAUCAGCUGUUUUAUCAGUACUUCAGGUUUAUGUGCUGUUGCUGAACCAUUUUGGGGGAUACACUGGACAUUUUAUGCUUGUUUUGCACACAGAUAUGGGUCUUUUGAAUUUUUGAUGCAGCUCAUGUUUGCUUGUGUCUAGAUAAAUCUGUGUAUUUGUACUGUAUGCUCUUAACUUUGACAUGCUUUCAUCCUAUUACCUCAACCAGUUUUGCACAAUGCCAACACACAAAAAAGAAUUAAAUUGAUGGGUUGAAACACAGCAAUGUUGGUGAAAAAGUUGACACAAAUAUUGUACCAUCACUUUCGGUUUCUUUGUUGAUGUAUUAAUCCUCACGGUUUCGUUUUUAUUCUUAGUCACACUGUAUUGAUUGUUCAUGGUGGUGGGUCAUAAUAUCCUAGUUUAUGCUUUAUGCCAUGCUUUGCACAGCAUAUAUGGUUUCUAUUCUAUAGUUUAUAUUGAAUAUUAUACCCUAACACUGUAUUACCAAUUAUAUCACAUGCCAUAUUGUUGCCAUUUCAAUACGAUCCUCUAUUUUAACAAAUGCCUUAAUGCAAUAAAUUGAAAAACUAUAAAAACUGA
This is a messenger RNA of Notolabrus celidotus (New Zealand spotty), 7026 nucleotides long. RefSeq names its product myosin-9-like. The coding region runs from base 253 to 6141 and encodes 1962 amino acids. Gene Ontology annotation, molecular function: ATP binding; cytoskeletal motor activity; actin filament binding. The transcript is spliced from 43 exons. Lineage: Eukaryota; Metazoa; Chordata; Actinopteri; Labriformes; Labridae. Gene Ontology annotation, cellular component: myosin complex. The record is from RefSeq and is a predicted model, not a curated record.